Molecule: messenger RNA, 1559 nt
Organism: Papaver somniferum (opium poppy)
Lineage: Eukaryota; Viridiplantae; Streptophyta; Magnoliopsida; Ranunculales; Papaveraceae
Product: transcription factor MYB4-like
Exons: 3
Coding region: 193-957 (254 amino acids)
Source: RefSeq, a predicted model, not a curated record
CAGUAUCUAAAAUAAAUUUCUCACAAGAUAUAGUAUAAAACCCUCUCUGAUCGCCUCCACUAAACCUCAACCACCUUGCUUUCGGAUCUCUCUUUCAUCACCAUUUCUCAUAGUAGAAAAAUACUGAAUCAAUAAUCUCAAACUCUUACAAGAAGAGGAUUAGGGCUAGCGGAGGAUAAAUACUGAUCAAAAAUGGUUAGAGCUCCUUGCUGUGAGAAGAUGGGAUUGAAAAAAGGUCCAUGGACUGCUGAAGAAGAUCAAACUCUGGUUUCUUACAUUCAACAGUUCGGUCAUGGAAAUUGGCGUGCUCUUCCAAAACAAGCUGGUCUGUUGAGGUGUGGGAAGAGUUGCAGAUUGAGAUGGACAAAUUACUUGAGACCUGAUAUUAAACGAGGAAAUUUCAGCACUCAUGAAGAAGAAACCAUCAUCCAAUUACAUGAAAUGCUUGGCAAUCGCUGGUCUACAAUUGCAUCAAGAUUGCCAGGACGAACAGACAAUGAAAUUAAGAAUGUGUGGCACACCCAUCUCAAAAAGAGACUGAAUCAGAAUCAAAAUCAACCAAAACGUGCAACGAAGCAGCGACAAAUAAAGGAGAACACGAAAGUUGAGCCUUCAGUGUCUCAGCAGUCUGCCGAUAAUUCAGUGUCACCUCAACAAUCUUCUUCCAGUGACUUCUCCUCUGGUGUGGACGACUCAUUGGUCUUAACAACGGAUGACUUCAACAUGGGUAUCAAAGAUGAGGAUGCUGAUUACUCCUCGGGAGCAUUUCCAAGAAUUGAUGAUAAUUUAUCGGAUGCCGAUAACUAUUACAUGCCGGAAGCUUUGGCUGAACCAAAGGAAGAAUUUCCUGUUGCUGCAACGUCCUCAACGUCAGUACCUAACAUUGACGAAGACAUGGAGUUUUGGUAUAGUAUUUUCGUAGGGGCAGGGGAAUUGACAGAGUUGCCUGAGUUAUAAGGGCAGUUUUCACCUUUUCCGGUUUUGUGGUGAAAUGGAAUUUGAUUUGUUGGUAUCCUGUUUUUGACUUCUUUUAACAAAGUGGGUUUAGAAUAUACUUGAUCUGGUGAAAUCUUUUGAACAGAAAAUAAAAAGAGGAAUAACUUUUGGAGGUCCAACCAUCCUACAGUACAAGGAUUCAAAAUGAAGGAGGAACAUCGUCUAUAGAGAUUAUUGCCAACGAAUAUGUAGGACAACAAUUAUGGCUGCUAAUGAGAAAUACUUUUACUUCCAAAACCCAUAUAUUGUUGGACAGUAAUGGGCAUAAUGCAGCAGCAUGUAACUUUGAUUUCAACGAAGAGGCAGAUGCAGUUGUUGAUUAUGUAGCUAAAGGGGCACUAGCUAAUUCUAUAAGGGGUGUGUUGAUCAUAACUCCUCCACCUGAUACAUAGUCUUAAGUUUGUUGAGUGCUGAUUGAAUGGGUAGAGCAGAGUUGUUUAGUUAGUUUAAUUUUUUGCCUGUCGGCAUUUCUGCAAAAGAUCAAGUAGAAAUUAUGUAACUUUCACAUGCAUAAGCAAAUUUCAUCGAGGUUGAAGAAUAAACUUAGCGGGGUAUUGUUGCUA